Molecule: messenger RNA, 3089 nt
Organism: Pogona vitticeps (central bearded dragon)
Lineage: Eukaryota; Metazoa; Chordata; Lepidosauria; Squamata; Agamidae
Source: RefSeq, a predicted model, not a curated record
UACUUUUGUGUCUCCUAUCGUAGCUUUGUGUGUUUUCCCUGCCCUGUGACUCUGAGGUGUGAAGACGGCUGCGAAAGCUGAGAAUGAGCUGAGGUCCUCACACCGUGAGCGGCAGCUGAAAUUCACCCAGGAUGGCUGGAGCCUCCGUCAAAGUGGCCGUCCGGGUGCGCCCUUUCAACGCCCGCGAAAUCAGCCGAGAUGCCAAAUGCGUGAUUCAGAUGCAGGGGAAAACCACAUGCAUCGUCAACCCCAAGCAGGCCAAAGACGCCCCCAAGAACUUCACCUUUGACUAUUCCUACUGGGACCGUGGAUCUCCCCUGUCUCCCUUGCAGGCGCAGGACCCCAACUUUGCUUCCCAGAGGCAGGUCUACAAGGACAUCGGGGAGGAGAUGCUGCUCCACGCCUUCGAGGGCUACAACGUCUGCAUCUUCGCCUACGGGCAGACCGGGGCCGGCAAGUCGUACACCAUGAUGGGCAAGCAGGAGAAAGACCAGCANNUCCUCUUUCGGCAGCUCUGUGAAGACCUCUUUGCCCGGGUGAGCGAGAACCAGUCUCCCCACCUCUCCUACUCGGUGGAGGUCAGCUACAUGGAGAUCUACUGCGAGCGGGUGCGGGACCUCCUGAACCCCAAAAGCCGUGGCAAUCUGCGUGUGCGGGAGCACCCCAUUCUGGGGCCCUACGUGGAGGACCUCUCCAAGCUCGCCGUCACCUCCUACGAGGACAUCGCCGACCUCAUGGACUGCGGCAACAAAGCCAGAACUGUGGCUGCCACCAACAUGAAUGAGACCAGCAGCCGGUCCCACGCCGUGUUUACCAUUGUGUUCACGCAGCGCCGUCACGAUGAACUCACGGACCUUGACACAGAGAAGGUCAGCAAGAUCAGCCUCGUCGACCUGGCCGGGAGCGAGCGCGCGGAUUCCUCGGGAGCAAAGGGUGUGCGGUUAAAGGAAGGGGCCAACAUCAAUAAGUCCCUGACGACGCUAGGCAAAGUCAUUUCGGCCCUGGCAGAGAUGAACAACAAGAAAAAGAAGUCCGAAUUCAUCCCGUACCGUGACUCGGUCCUCACCUGGCUGCUGAAGGAGAACUUGGGUGGCAAUUCCCGCACGGCCAUGAUCGCGGCCCUCAGCCCGGCUGAUAUCAAUUACGAGGAGACGCUGAGCACCCUCCGCUACGCCGACCGCACCAAGCAGAUCCGCUGCAACGCCAUCAUCAACGAGGACCCCAACGCCCGCCUCAUCCGGGAGCUGAAAGAGGAGGUGACCCGGCUCCGGGAACUGCUCUCUGCUCAGGGCCUUUCAGCGACCCCCUUUGCCGGCUCCAAGACGGACGACCCGGGUGGAGGAUCGGGCGGCCCGCCUUCGCUCUCCCCCUCCUCCUCCUCCCCCUCCCCCUCCUCUUGUGCCAGCACCACCGCGGCCCCCUCCCUCCUGCUGCAGCCCCUCGUUCUCAAUGGGGAGUCUCCUGAGUACCUCACUGCCACCGAGGAGGACAUCCUGUGCACGGAAGAGGCCAUGGAGAGGCUCCAGGAGACGGAAAAGAUCAUUGCCGAGCUGAACGAGACCUGGGAAGAGAAACUACGGAAGACGGAGGCUAUCCGGAUGGAACGGGAAGCACUCCUGGCAGAGAUGGGGGUGGCUCUCCGGGAGGACGGGGGCACCGUCGGGGUGUUUUCCCCCAAGAAGACCCCCCACUUGGUGAACCUGAACGAGGACCCCCUGAUGUCCGAGUGCCUGCUUUACCACAUCAAGGACGGGGUCACCCGAGUCGGACAGCAAAACGUGGACAUCAAGCUGACGGGGCAGUUCAUCCGAGAGCAGCACUGCGUCUUCCGCAGCGUCACCAGCGAAUCCGGCGAAGUGGUCGUCACGCUGGAGCCGUGCGAGGGGGCCGAGACAUACGUCAAUGGGAAGCAGGUGAUGGAGCCCCUGGUGUUGCGAUCAGGCAAUCGUAUCGUCAUGGGCAAGAACCACGUUUUCCGUUUCAACCACCCGGAGCAGGCGCGCCUGGAGCGAGAGCGCCACGUCCCCGUCGAGAGCCAGCCGGAGCCCGUGGACUGGAAUUUCGCCCAGCGGGAGCUGCUGGAAAAGCAAGGGAUUGAUAUUAAACUGGAGAUGGAGAAGAGCCUUCAGGACUUGGAGACCCAGUAUCGGCGAGAGAAGGAGGAGGCCGACCUGCUUCUCGAGCAGCAAAGACUGUACGCAGACUCCGACAGCGGGGACGACUCGGAUAAGCGCUCGUGCGAGGAGAGUUGGCGCCUCAUCUCGUCGCUGCGCGAGAAGCUCCCGGCCACCAAAGUCCAGAGCAUCGUCCGCCGCUGUGGCCUCCCCAGCUCUGGCAAGAAGCGGGAGCCGCUGCGCGUGUACCAGAUCCCGCAGCGGCGCCGGGUGGCCAAGGACCCUCGCUGGCUGACCCUGGCUGACCUCAAGAUGCAGGCGGUCAAGGAAAUCUGCUACGAGGUGGCCCUCAACGACUUCCGCCACUCCCGGCAGGAGAUCGAGGCCAUGAGCAUUGUCAAGAUGAAGGAGCUGUGCCGCCUGUACGGCAAGAGGGACCCCAACGAGCGCGACAGCUGGCGGGCGGUGGCCCGGGAUGUCUGGGACACGGUCGGGGUGGGGGAAUCGGACGGAGGUGGUCCAGGAGGAGGAGGAGGAGGAGGCGCCUCAGAGAGCCGAGCCAGCACGCCGGGGGUGGACGUGGACGACCUCCGGGCUCACAUUGACAAGCUGACCGACAUCCUUCAGGAGGUGAAGAUCCAGAACAACAUGAAGGAUGAGGAGAUCCGGGCCCUGCGGGAUCGUGUGGUCAAGAUGGAGCGGGUCAUACCCAUCUCGGCCCAGGAGGAUGAAGACCUUGAGAACGAGUGGGGUUCCUUGCUCUUUGCGGAGGGUCUGGACCCCGAGGGGGAGCCCCCGGAUCUGCGGACGGGCAGCCAGGACUCGCUGGGACCCCAGGAGCCAGAGCCGGAGGGGAGGUCCUCCGCCUCGCCCCCGCCCUCGUCCUGCUUCGAGCGCGUCUCCCGGCUGAUGGAGAAGGACCCUGCCUUCCGCCGGGGGCGCCUCCGAUGGCUGCGCCAGGAGCAGGCCCGGUGA